Molecule: messenger RNA, 1875 nt
Organism: Trichomycterus rosablanca
Lineage: Eukaryota; Metazoa; Chordata; Actinopteri; Siluriformes; Trichomycteridae
Gene: asb14b
Product: ankyrin repeat and SOCS box containing 14b
Exons: 9
Coding region: 1-1770 (589 amino acids)
Biological process (GO): intracellular signal transduction
Molecular function (GO): protein binding
Source: RefSeq, a predicted model, not a curated record
AUGGAGGAACAGUAUGAGAGCUCAGCAGGAGACUGGGAUGAGGAUGAAGACGAGGCCACACAAUACAUGAUUGAGCAGAGUCUUUUAGAAUGUGGAAAGUCCAGGAAUGAAACGAGUGGUCCUGCUCUGGAAUACAUUGACCAUGAGGAGAUUUUUACAGCCAUACGCGCAGGAAAUGAAGAUGCCUUACGGAUGCUUGUGCAGUGUAAAGAAGCCAUGUCAAUGGCAGACAGCAGAGGCUGGAUUCCCUUACACGAGGCAGCUGUACAGCAGAAGAGGAUUAUUUUGGAGAUCACUUUUUCAGCAUCUCCUCAGGGGGCGGCUCAGUCCCACACACUGAGAGGAGAGACUGCCCUGUUCCUUGCGGUUGUCCAUGGUCUCCGAGAUAACGCUACAUUUUUGCUUCAGAACGGCUACAACCCUGACUGCCAGAAUAAAGAUGAAGACUCUCCCUUAGUUGCAGCCAUAAAGAAUAACCAGUAUGACUUGUCGUCUCUAUUGCUACGUUAUAACGCCUCUGUGGACCAAAAAGGCAGCCUUCAGAGAACUGCACUUCAUGAAGCAUCUCUUUUGGGCUUAGAAGACUACGUGUACCUGCUCCUCCAGUCUGGUGCAAACCCAGAUUCCUGUGACACCAAUGAGCGUACUCCUUUGGGACUGGCUGCCCAGGCUGGACAUUUAAAUGUUGUUGAGAUCCUACUACAGAAAGGGGCCAGCGUAUGGCCGAAGCUUCACUCUCCAGAGGCUUUGCCGGUGCUGUUUGAGGCUGCAGCGUCUGGAAACCCUGACGUCAUCUCAGUGCUGUUAGAGUACGAAGCUGACCCCAAUGCUCCCACACACACUGGCCAUCUGCCCAUUCACCGUGCCGCUUAUCACGGCCAUCUGCUGGUACUAGAGCAGUUGAUCCCAGUAACUAAAAAAGAAGCCAUAAAGGAGAGUGGCAUGAGCCCGUUGCAUUCGGCUGCUGCAGGAGGUCACUGUCAGUGCAUUGAGAUACUCUUGAAUGCUGGAUUUGACCCCAACUUCAUGCUUCACCCCAAAGUGCGCAAAAACUACGAUGACGAGCGGCGGUCGGCGCUCUACUUUGCCGUCUCGAACAGCGACGUUCAGUCGGCGCGGCUGCUCCUAAAGGCUGGUGCCAUGCCGAACCAGGACCCGGUCAACUGCCUGCAGGUGGCCAUGCGUCUGGGCAACUACGAGCUCAUCAACACUCUGCUGCGCUACGGUGCAAAUGUGAACUACUACUCACGUGUAAAUACGACACACUUCCCAUCAGCCCUGCAGUAUGCACUGAAAGACGAGGUGAUGCUUCGCAUGCUGCUAAACCACGGCUACGAUGCACGGCGCUGCUUCGACUGUCCCUACGGCCAGGGCUCUCACACGGCACUGGAUUACGUGGGCUGGAGUGUUUCUGUAAUAAGAGACGUUGUGUUCUGUGAGGUGAUCACAGUUUCCUGGUUCAAGCACUUCACAGGCCAGGUGGUGAGAAUCCUGCUUGAUUAUGUUGACCACGUCACCUUCUGCUCCAAACUGAAGAGCAUUCUGGUAGAACAAAAACAGUGGCCUGAGAUUUGCAGGAUUCAAGAAAACACUCGGAGCCUAAAGCAUCUGUGCCGACUCAGGAUCCGUGAGUGCCUUGGUCGAUUACGGCUUAGGGCUCCGGUUUUCAUCAGCUUCUUACCACUACCGAACUCUCUGAAGGACUAUAUCCGAUUUAAAGAGUAUGACAUUUACAACAAAGGAACCAGUUCUGAGCUGGAAUACAACUGAUGUUUUUAUAUUGUAUUUGUUCUGUUAUUGUUUGUAUAUUUUAAUUGUUAUGACUCUUAUGUAACAUUUUUUAUUGUGCAUGGUCAGUCAGUACUGAAAAUAGUU